AUGCUGGUGACCAUAAUGCUGUCCCUUCGCUCCGCCGUGCGGAGAGCUUCCACCAAGCCCCUCCGAUCAUUCUCCGCGCCGCUCUCGGUCUCGCCUCUGCGCUCCGGGGCCACUGCCCGCGCAGUCGCUGCGCCCCUUCAUCGCCAUGCUCGAGCCUACUCUCGCACCGCGGAUGCUCAACCGAGCUCCACUCGAAGCACCGUCGUUCAGUUGCUGAGCAACAUCGGUUCCAAGCGUGAGGUCCAGCAAUACCUGUCUCAUUUCACCUCCGUUUCUUCGCAGCAAUUCGCCGUGAUCAAGGUCGGUGGUGCAAUCAUCACCGAGCACUUGCAGACUCUGUCAUCCGCCCUCGCCUUCCUCAAUCAUGUUGGUCUGUACCCCAUUGUCGUCCACGGUGCCGGGCCGCAGCUCAACCGCAUGCUGGAAGCGGCCGGUGUGGAGCCCCAGUUCGAGGACGGAAUCCGUGUGACGGACGGCAAGACCCUUUCACUGGCGCGCAAGCUGUUCCUGGAGGAGAACAUGAAGCUUGUGGAGGAGCUGGAGCGCAUGGGUGUGCGUGCUCGGCCCAUCACCGCCGGUGUCUUUUCCGCCGAUUACCUCGAUAAGCCCAAGUACAACCUUGUCGGAAAGAUCAACGGCGUGGACAAGAGGCCUAUCGAAUCCGCCAUCGAGGCAGGAUGUCUGCCUAUCCUGACCUCCAUGGCAGAGACCCCCGACGGUCAAGUGCUCAACGUCAAUGCCGAUGUCGCGGCCGGGGAGUUGGCUCGGGCGCUGCAGCCUUUGAAGAUUGUGUACCUGGCCGAAAAGGGAGGUCUGUUCAACGGUGAUACCGGUGAGAAGAUCUCUGUCAUCAACCUCGAUGAAGAGUACGACCACCUGAUGACUCAAUGGUGGGUUCGUCACGGUACUCGCCUGAAGAUCAAGGAGAUGAAGGAUCUCCUGAGCGAUCUACCUCGAUCGUCCAGUGUGGCCAUCAUCCACCCAGCCGACCUCCAGAAGGAGCUGUUCACUGAUUCCGGCGCCGGCACUCUGAUCCGCCGUGGUAACAAGAUCAACGUUCAAGACUCUCUGGCAGCGUUUGGCGAUCUGACGGCCCUGAAGGACGUGCUGGUCCGUGACCGAGAGGGUCUGGAUGCUCGUGCUGUCGUCGACCGCUACGUCGAGGGUAUGAAAGAGCGCGACUUCAAGAUCUACUACGAUGAUCCCAUGGACGCCUUGGCCGUGGUUCUGCCGCCUCAACAGGGCUCUCUGAUGGCCCACUUGGCCACAUUCACCAUCACGAAGUCGGGCUGGUUGACCAACGUGGCUGACAAUGUCUUCGCUAGCCUCAAGAAAGACUUCCCCAAGUUGGCCUGGACAGUCAAGGAGGAUGAUGAGAACCUGACCUGGUUCUUUGAUAAGGCGGAAGGCAGCCUCAGCCGCGACGGCGAGGUUCUGUUCUGGUACGGUGCGGAAAACGGCGACGAGGUCAAGCAGCUUGUCCAGGAGUUCACCAAGCACGGCCGUCAGAUGUUUGGUGACAUCAACCUCGAGCACCGUCUGCACCGUGCCCACGAGGCCGCAAUUAACAUUGGCAAGGGUCACGGUGCCAGCGGUGCCUCCCUGGAGCAGAAGCGCGCAUUUUCCUCCGCUUCCAAUGCUCUCCGUUCUUCCCGCAUGAAGCGCCCGACCGCUGCCGUGCAUGCGACUCGCACCUACGCCACCACCACCAACCCCAACCCUCCUCUCGGCGAAAAGAACGCCUCCAACCCUCAGCCCGCCAAGGUCGCCCUGAUCGGUGCUCGUGGCUAUACCGGCCAGGCCCUGAUCAACUUGCUCAAUGCUCACCCCAAUAUGGACCUGCGCCAUGUCUCAUCCCGUGAGCUGGCCGGCAAGAAGCUGCAGGGUUAUGACAAGCGUGAGAUCAUCUACGAGAACUUGAGCCCCGAGGAUGUCCAGCGCAUGUCUGCCAACGGCGACAUUGACUGCUGGGUCAUGGCUCUUCCGAACGGUGUGUGCAAGCCCUUCGUCGAGGCUGUCGAUCGUGGAUCAGAGAAGGGCAACGUGAUUGUGGAUCUUAGCGCCGACUACCGGUUUGACUCCAACUGGACCUACGGUCUGCCUGAACUCGUUGACCGUUCCAACAUUGCCCGUGCUACCCGUAUUGCCAACCCGGGUUGCUACGCUACGGCGGCACAACUCGGCAUCGCUCCUCUCGUUCCCUUCCUGGGCGGUCAGCCAACCACCUUUGGUGUCUCUGGCUACUCCGGUGCUGGCACUAAGCCCAGUCCCAAGAACGAUGUCAACUUCCUUACCAACAACCUCGUUCCUUACAGUUUGACGGAUCACAUUCACGAGCGUGAGAUCAGUGCACAGCUCGGCACCAGCAUCGCCUUUAUCCCCCACGUUGCGGUCUGGUUCCAGGGCAUCUCACACACCAUCAGCAUUCCCCUGAACAAGGAGAUGACUUCUCGUGACAUCCGUAACAUCUACCAGGAUCGCUACGCUGGUGAGAAGCUUGUCAAGAUCACAGGCGAGGCUCCUCUCGUCAAGGACAUUGCCGGCCGUCACGGGGUUGAGAUCGGCGGUUUCGCUGUUCACUCCAGCGGCAAGCGUGUCGUUGUCUGCGCCACCAUUGACAAUCUUCUUAAGGGUGCUGCCACUCAGUGCUUGCAGAACAUGAACUUGGCGCUGGGCUACUCUGAGUACGAGGGUAUCCCCAUCGAAUAA
This is a messenger RNA of Penicillium diatomitis, 2709 nucleotides long. It is a transcript of the gene argEF, whose product is annotated as bifunctional acetylglutamate kinase/N-acetyl-gamma-glutamyl-phosphate reductase. NCBI's taxonomy places the organism in Eukaryota, Fungi, Ascomycota, Eurotiomycetes, Eurotiales, Aspergillaceae. Gene Ontology annotation, molecular function: L-glutamate N-acetyltransferase activity, acting on acetyl-CoA as donor; N-acetyl-gamma-glutamyl-phosphate reductase (NADP+) activity; acetylglutamate kinase activity. Gene Ontology annotation, biological process: L-arginine biosynthetic process. The record is from RefSeq and is a predicted model, not a curated record. Gene Ontology annotation, cellular component: mitochondrial matrix; cytoplasm; mitochondrion. The transcript has 3 exons. The coding region runs from base 1 to 2709 and encodes 902 amino acids.